Messenger RNA from Sphaerodactylus townsendi, 4482 nucleotides. RefSeq names its product cAMP responsive element binding protein 3 like 2 (gene CREB3L2). The transcript is spliced from 12 exons. Bases 333 to 1892 code for a protein of 519 amino acids. Gene Ontology annotation, molecular function: DNA-binding transcription factor activity, RNA polymerase II-specific; cAMP response element binding. Gene Ontology annotation, biological process: regulation of transcription by RNA polymerase II. Lineage: Eukaryota; Metazoa; Chordata; Lepidosauria; Squamata; Sphaerodactylidae. The record is from RefSeq and is a predicted model, not a curated record.
GCUGGUUGCGAGUCUCGGUUUGGAAGCGCUGCGGGGCGGGACUUUUACGUGCCCGGGGCGAAGUUCUCGCUCCGUGCUACUAACUUGGGGAUCAGCUGAAUUGGUUGCACGUCUGAAAGCGCAGUUCAGGAAACUGGGAAAUCCCGCUUCUAAAGUGCCCAAAUAGUUACUCCUCCCUUAGGGGGGAGUAGUAAACGUGGAGAAAGUAAAGAGUCCGCAGGGUUGCCAGAUGGAAUAGCGCUGCGCCUUGUACUUCGAUAGCCUGUAUCCAGAGCGCUCCCAGGUGUAGAUUUCCCCCUCCCUGCCCGGGGUUGCUGUGGUUCUGAUCGGCCAUGGAGAUGUUGGAAGGUGGAGAGCAGAACCUUUUGCAGUGGGAUCGAAAGCUGAGCGAGCUGUCAGAACCGGUGGACUCUGAUGCCCUGCUCUACAGCACGCAUUUCACGGAACUCCUCGACGAGUUUUCCCAGGACAUUCUGGGGCAGCUGCUGAACGAUCCCUUCCUGACGGAGAAGAACGAGGCAAUGGAAGUGGAGUUGUCGCCAGCUUCUCCAGCCCCCCUCAUUCAGGCCGAACACAGCUACUCCCUCUGUGGCGACUCUCGACCCCAGUCCCCGCUGACCCACAUUUCAGCUGACGACACUUUCAAUGAAGACAUGGAAAAUGAAGACUGGGGCCUGGGUGCAGAGCUGGAUUCAACCUCCAUCAAGACAGAACCUGCUGUGGAGGCAGCUCCUGGUCUUGCGCCAUCUGUCAGCCUCACUGCUACAGCAAGUGCCAUGACCCUGGAGGGGGAAGCGUCUCCGCCGCAGGAAGAUGACACGGCCAAACCACUGAAUCACAAAGCUGUCCCAGAAAUCAAACUGGAGCCUCAUGAGGUGGAUCAGUUCCUAAAUUUUUCUUCCAAGGAAGCGAUGGAUGCCCUUCACAUGCCUCCGACUCCCCCUAGCAGCCAUGGCAGUGAUUCCGAGGGUGGGCUGAGUCCAAGCAGGUCUCUUCCACCAUCAAGUCCCACACAGUUGCAAGCUGGUGGUAAAGUGACCCCACGCGUGGCUUCAGUUCUCACCAAUUCUCCUCUCUUAACAGCACCACAUAAACUGCAGGGCACAGGUCCUCUAAUCUUGACAGAGGAGGAGAAGAGGACACUGAUAGCAGAAGGGUACCCUAUCCCUACAAAACUGCCUCUCACAAAAGCCGAAGAGAAAGCACUUAAGAAGAUCCGUAGGAAAAUCAAGAACAAGAUCUCUGCCCAGGAGAGCAGGAGAAAAAAGAAAGAAUAUAUGGACAGCCUGGAGAAAAAGGUCGAGUCCUGCUCCACUGAGAACAGUGAGCUUCGCAAGAAAGUGGAAGUUCUAGAGAAUACAAACAGAACACUCCUGCAGCAGUUACAAAGGCUUCAAGCCACGGUGGCCGGCAAAGUGUCUCGUUCGUGCAAAGCUGCUGGUACCCAGACAGGAACAUGUCUCAUGGUGGUAGUAUUAUGCUUUGCAAUUAUUUUUGGCAGCUUCUCACAGACUUACGGGCCUAAUUCCUCCACCACAAAGGCAGUCCUGCCAAAUCAACAUUCCACACCAGAAUCAUAUACUGCCUCCAUAGUGCGGUCGAGAAGCCUGCUAACUUAUGAGGGGCCUCAUUCCUUGGAGGAGCCACAUCUCUCAGAUCUCAGCAAUGGCUGGGACAGGCACAUGGAUGCCUCCAAACACUCAGCUCUGUCCUUGGAAUCCGUAUCCAGAGCUCAGUAUGACCAAGUCACAGAGAUCACGAUAGCCAAUGAAACUCGGCUAGAGAAGUCAGUGCUGCUGGAGCUGCAGCAACACAGAGUCGGCUCAGAGUUGGAUGCAAGCAAAACACUGAAGUUCAUUGAAAUUGACAGAAGAGUUAAUGCUACAUCUUAAAAAGAAAAAUAAAUAAGGGAUCUUUCUUGUCCCUUCUUUUCUUUUUUCCUACCAAAGGACUGAGGAACUUGUCAGUAAAUCCAGGGCAGAAGGGGAAGCAUUUGUCUGAUUUCUGUACCAGAUCGGGAGGAAGUGGCUUUGCUCUUGUUCUCUGUCUCCCCUUCCCUAAUUGUUGCUGCCCAAAACCACAUUCUUUAGCUUGCCUUAAUGGACCUGCACCCAACAAGGAGAAUGUAAAGGCAACUGGGCCAGAAAGAUGUUGCUGAUGUAUAAAAGAAGCAGCCAUAAUUCUUGAGGCACUAAAGAGCUGAACAAAUACCCAAGUAGCACUCAUGUUAUUGUAAAAAUGAAUGAUGUGUCUGAGUUCCCUUACAAAUUUGUACAAAGAGAGUUGGCCCUGUAGAGGCUACUUAUACUAUUGGGGUGGGGAGUGAAUUUGUGAUCCGUUUUUGUAGUGAAAUGUCACCAAAAGUUAGCAAACCUCUAUAAUGCUACUUUGAAAAAUCAGCUUAGUUGGUGAACAUUGUUCCACACUUUAAAGUAGGACAAUAGACCUACUGGAGAAAGCACGUUUGGUUUCAGAAGAAGAAUUUGACUGUGGUUAUAUUGGGCAGUGAAGGGAGGUGGGGAGGAACAGUUGAUCGCAUUUUGCCAGUAGACUGCCAGCGUAACAUUGCGGGAGUGCUAACAAAGCACGCCGUUUUCAUUUCGGAUCUCUGUAAUCUCAAAAUAUUUAACAAGGAUACUUUUCACCCCUGAGUGAUGUUUCUCUGAAAAACGCACAGUACAAACUCUGUACUAUUUCUGGUGGAGAAAAAUGGAACAAGCUCAAAUUGUCAGAAACCCUGGCCAAUCUAAAAGGGUUUGUAUGCUUCUUUUAGUAGCAUUUGAGCUUUUUGUGAUUCUAAAUAAACCCACAGUAGCCUCGCCUCUUGUCUAACAUAGGGUGCUAUACUAAAGAGACUGGAUUACCCCACAUCUCUGCUCCUAUAUCCUGCAACAAUGGAAGGAAAAUUCUGCCAGUUGACUAUGAGUUGUGUGAAACAGUUUGAUGAAGAUUCUGUUCCGCACUGGCCACUGUAGCCCCACUUUAUCUAUUAAAGCCCAUGUUACUUGUGUACUUCUUCUCCCCUCCACAACAUACAAGGACUAGAAAUUUGUCCAUUUAUUAAAGUGGAGGUUGGGAUUUUUAGAUUAUCUGGCAGUUUUGCUGCCUCCCAUUAUUUGUAGAGUGCAAUAAACCAGUGUCUUUGGUUAAUCUACAAACCAGAAAGCAGUUAAUGGCUUAAAAGCUCUUACAUACCUUUUUUGGGGUUUUUUUUUACACAUAUGACCCUACAGAGUCAUCUCUGGUACUGCCAGUGUAAAUAUCUGCAUGGUAGAAAAAGGCAAAAUUCAGUCCCUCUGUUGCGUGGUCUGCAUUCGAAAGAGGUGCCUCUUGAACCCCAGCAAUUUGAAAACCAGGUGCUCAGAUUCCCCUGCCAUCCCUCCCUGCUCUGUUGUAAAUAGUAUUUAUUAGUUUCCCCUCAUUUUCAUCUGGCAGCCAGAAUGAUAAGCCAGGGCCACAACGUCUUUUUCAGAUGCUUUUGGUGAAUUGUUGAGAAAUUUCCAAACUUGUUUUGAUUUCCAGCAAUGAAGCAUAAAACCAGUGCCAUCACUUGUUUAAACUUUGUCCUUUCCUGGUUUUGUUUCUUGGUUGUGCAUGUUCUGAAAUCAGGGGGUGGUAUGUAAAACAGGGAAGGUUUAAUAACCUGUCUGCUUGGCAGGUUCCAGGUUAUUGUCACUUCAUAUGAUCACAGCUUCUACUUUGGACACCAGCAGCCAAUUUGGGGAUUAGAAAAUGCAGUAAACAUCCGCUGCAGCUCUCAUAAUGAGGGCUGUCAAUACAGUUACCUGUGUGUGAGUUUCCAGACUAGUCACCAGCCUCUUCAGAUCAUUCUAGUGGGCAUUUAUUAAUGUGGAUAUCUGGAAUGUGCAGCACAUCCUUUUUCCUCCCCACAAAUAACAUAGCUCCCAGGUAUCUCUAGCAAAAUUAUAUCUGUCUGCUUAGAUCUUUCAAAACAAGGUCUUCUGUUGCUUUCCGGUGGAGUUUGUUGGGAUUAUCUCAAAUGGCUACAUGUGCAAAUGUCAAACUUUGAAAAUCAACAGGGUGGCUCAUUUUUUGUAUUACGCUUCAGUUUAUGACACUUGUCUGUUUCAAAAGUUGUCCUUGUCAGUGAUUCUGUAUGUGCAGCUAUGACACUUUUAGAAAGUUUGUGGGUGGUCUUUUUAAAAAGAGCAUCAUUUUAAAUUCUGUAUCUAUGGAAAUCGGCAAUGGUGUUGGUAACGCUUCUUAAUCCAUGUUACUGGUACGUAUAUGGUGGCUUUGUUUUUGCUGAAUAUAUUCUGUAACUUCACUCUUAUUUCCCCAUGCAUUUGCUAUUGGUUCUGUAUAAAUUAAUGUUUUUUUUAAUAUCUUUGAUUCUGAACCAGACUCCCUCUGAUGUAAUCAGUGGUUUCCAUUUUAAACCAAAGAUUUGUUCCCUUUUUCAUCAGCUGUGGUUAGCAACGUUAUCCAAUUCUUGAUUAUAAAGCCAGGUUUCGUGUCAAA